This is a messenger RNA of Dreissena polymorpha, 1754 nucleotides long. RefSeq lists its product as uncharacterized. The transcript has 6 exons. Bases 344 to 1018 code for a protein of 224 amino acids. The record is from RefSeq and is a predicted model, not a curated record. NCBI's taxonomy places the organism in Eukaryota, Metazoa, Mollusca, Bivalvia, Myida, Dreissenidae.
CCAGCAGAAAUGUUACUCAAGCCAAACACUUGACACUAUAAUGGCCCCCUCCUGUUUAGGUGGAAGUGAUAGUGGUUGGGAUAGUUAUUUAGUGAGCAGCAGAAAUAUUAUUCUCGCUAGACGCUGGACAUGUCCUAACCUCCCUCCUGUUGAGGUGAAAGUGAUUGUAGAUGAAACAGUCGUAAAGUAAGCAGUGGGACUGUAACUCAAGCCAAACACUUGACCCUGUGCUGACCAACCUACUGUUUAAGUGGAAGUGACUUUGCCUGGAAAAGUUGUCAAGUUGGAAAAGUUGUCAAGUCAAGAAUUACAAGCCACAAAGUCGGGUCAGGUCAAUAAAACAAUGGGCGAGACGUGUAACAAGACAAGAAUUCUGUCAGUGGUGGUUGCUGUUCUUGUCUUGGUUUUGGCAGCCGUUGUUGCUGCGUUCAUUUAUAGAGAGACAAGGAACUUAAACGAUAAAACAGGGAAUCUCAUGCAGACAGAGCUGAACGAAAACACCGUUAAGGAUCUUUACCCAGGCUACUUCCGGAGUCAAGAAGAGCAGCUUCUGUUCGAUGAAGAAUUUCAUGAGUCCUUUUACUUCAAUAGAACGGUUAUACAACCGACCGAGUACAGAAUAGAGACCUGUUCAUUCACGUGUAAUACCACAUGGCCGCCUGUUACCAAAUGGCCGCCUGUUACGGGAAGAAAAAAACGGGGGAAACUGAUCCCACAGAUCUCAAUCGGUGUACACCACGGAUGUUGUACAUCCAUACCCAUGGUCCAUGCCCCAACAAAUCGCAAAAACCUUAAAGGGGACUAUCGCACAUUUCUGCAGUACGGGAGCAGGAAACAGUAUUUCACCGUCCAAUCAUGCACGGCGUGGAAGGACUGCACAGGGUGUGUGUGUUCUUCAGAGAAUACUUUGGUAACGGCCGUGGUUUUGAAAAUCGGAGUUAAAAAGGUGGAAUACCUUAACGACACGGAGAUAGACCAUUUCAACUUCGCUGGCUGCUGCAAAUGUGUCAACACAUAAUAUCUGAGUUGUGAAUACAAUGUUUAUUGCAUGAUAUGGCAAGGAAUAGUUUUGUUUCAUGCCCAUUGCACUUUUGAAGUUAUCUGUUAUUUAAUGUGUUACAAAUAAUUUAUCCUCUGCUAGUUUAGCUUUUGUGCAAAUGAUCGUCCAACGAUAAAUUAUGGCUUAACCUGAAUGAGAAAAAGUGAAAGUACAUGAGAAUCAGCUUCUGCUUUUUGAUUAAUAAACAUCUGAAAACGUGUAAAAAUACCAGUUUAAAGUAAUAUUAUGCGCAGCUAACAGUAUAUGCUAUGUUUAUAGGCGUAUAUCGCAACCGCUGUUUAUUUUUGGUGGUUUCACUUCACAUACACUUAUAUUUGUUAAUGCAGUAUCAACAUACUAAAAAAAUAUCCCAUAAAGAGAAAAUAAUGCAUUUGAACAUUAACCGCUCUUCUUUUUGACAGCAAUUAUUCGAUGUACGAUGUGAAUCUAAAUUUAGUUUAAGUGCAGAUUCGUUCAUACGACACACGAACACUAACUCCUAUCCUAAUAAAAAGACCAUUACGCUCGGCUUAGAGGACUGGGACAGUCAUGUAAAAUAUCGAAUAAAAUAUAUAUCUUUUAUAUAAAAAAACUGGUAGCAAGAUGAGUUGUAGAUAAUUGGUCAGUUACCACAUUUUAACUAUCUCUUUUGACCUGUUUAUUCGUAUCAGAUCAAUUCAACAGUGAAAAAUUCGAUUAAUAUCACCUAAACAAA